Hyalella azteca is the source of this 376-nucleotide messenger RNA. RefSeq names its product RNA-binding protein Musashi homolog Rbp6. NCBI's taxonomy places the organism in Eukaryota, Metazoa, Arthropoda, Malacostraca, Amphipoda, Hyalellidae. Gene Ontology annotation, cellular component: cytoplasm. The record is from RefSeq and is a predicted model, not a curated record. Gene Ontology annotation, molecular function: RNA binding.
UGUGUGUGCUUGAGUAUAGCGUUGCUCUUUUAGCUAGUUGUAACUUAGUGGUCUAGUCUGUAGCUGAGUCCUGCUAUAUCUUGUGCAACAUGAUCAUGGAUGCUUCUAGCGCCCUGGAACCCUCCGUGGGAUCACCAAGUGAAGUUCCCAACGACCCUGGGAAAAUGUUCAUCGGGGGCCUGAGCUGGCAGACUACAGCAGAAGGCCUCCGUGAAUACUUCUGCAAGUUUGGUGACAUCAACGAAGUGAUGGUGAUGAAGGACCCAACCACCAGACGCUCCAGGGCGUGGAUAAAGUGCUUACGCUGCCCACGCACGAACUUGACGGCAAGAAGAUUGACCCAAAACUGGCAUUCCCACGACGUGCUCACCCAAAG